AUGUCUAUGGAACCGCCUGUAGGACUGACAGCUAUGCCUGUCACCAAGCUAGCCAUGAUCACGACGCUCGUGGUGCCCUUGAUGGCCUCGAUUGCAAACUACAAGCACAUAUUUCUAUUGCAGUACGACCCCUUCCUGCAGACAUACCACCAGUACUACCGUCUGUUCAUAUUUCAAUUCUGUGCCAUCAACGAGUCAGACACGAUUCUACUGGCGUUGCUAUGGUACUUGUUUAGGCAUCUGGAACGGCUACUAGGAUCACACAAGUAUCUGACACUAAUCGUUCUGUCAUGGGCCUAUACCACGUUGGUGCUCUUGGGGUUGAACCUGGUCUGGAACUCCUUUGUCGGGAAGUUUCCGUGGCUGCAAUGGAACAACUUUACCACCGGCUCGUUGCCCAUCAUUUUGAGUCUUGUGCACUUUUACAAAGAAUACACCCCCCAGAUUUACGAAUGGCAUAUAAGACUACUGGGACCUCGGAGAGGAUCGGCAAAUUGGAAUGAUAACAAGCAAGAGGGCAAGGGCGUCGUACAGUGGAAAAUCAAUGACCAGUUUCUUUUGAAUGGCUUGAUCCUUUUGCUUAUUCUGAAUCAGGGGCUUGCAGGAGUAUUAUGCGGAUUUGUAAGCUGGAUGUGUGGUAUCUUCAUCGAUAAGGGCCUACUUCCGGGGCUAGACCAUUGGCGGAUACCGUUCGUUCUUCAUUGGAUCUCUCAAGGCCCACCAACCAGGACGAACGUCGCUAUGGCUGCCAAUACUGCCACGGAUACAGCAGCAGCAAGAGCCACUGCAGACGCGGCUAUUGCAGCUUCAGGAAGCGCCAAUACAACCACCGCGGGGCCUACAAGCAUGCCAUUACAUGGCUCAAGUACCACCCCCACCAAUACGUCUAAUGCUGGCGAUGAUGAGCCCGGUGCUGAUGAACCUGCAAGGCCCUUGGGGGUCCAAUUCCUGGAUACGUUCAGAAGAUGA
Molecule: messenger RNA, 969 nt
Organism: Saccharomyces kudriavzevii IFO 1802
Lineage: Eukaryota; Fungi; Ascomycota; Saccharomycetes; Saccharomycetales; Saccharomycetaceae
Gene: DSC2
Product: Dsc2p
Exons: 1
Coding region: 1-969 (322 amino acids)
Source: RefSeq, a predicted model, not a curated record